AUGCCACAGGACAUCCUCUCUUGGCUCCUAAAAGCCACGAACGAGGGCGAUAACACUGCGCCACCAACUCGUAAAGCUCUUGAGGACGAUGUCCGCUUCAUGAUCAUUGCCGGAAGUGAGACAAGUGCCACAACCGUAGCGUACGAACUUUUCUUUCUGGCCAAGUAUCCCGAGAAGCAGCACAAGCUACGCGAAGAGCUCUUGAAGUCCAUGCCUGGUGGAGUAUCAGAUUGGUCCUACGCCAAAGUCAAAGAAGUAUCCUACCUCGACGACUUCAUAAACGAGACGCUCCGCCUCAAGCCGCCGAUUAUGCUGGGAGUCCAACGUGAGACUUCUGAGAAAGGCCUCCGCAUUGACAGCGACAUCUACAUUCCGCCACGGACGACCGUCAUGGUGCCAAUGCAAGCUAUACAGAAAGAUCCGCGUUACUGGCCACAAGCUGAAGAGUUUGUUCCUGAGCGAUGGAAUGAGCGCAGGAAAGAAAUGGGCACUGACGAUGCACCUUUCUUUGCGUUUUGCAUGGGUCCGCAUUUGUGUGCUGGGAAAAUAGUGGCAUAUAUCAGCAUGAGAACCGCGUUAUCUAAGUUAGUGAUGGAGUUCGAUGUGGCGUUUGCCCCGGGCGAGGACGGUGUUGCGUUUGAUACGCUAGAGCUGGAGACCUUCUCGACCGUUGUUCCGCCGUUACAGCUAGUGUUCACGCCACGACAAUGA
This is a messenger RNA of Didymosphaeria variabile, 711 nucleotides long. RefSeq lists its product as uncharacterized. The coding region runs from base 1 to 711 and encodes 236 amino acids. The transcript is spliced from 2 exons. Gene Ontology annotation, molecular function: monooxygenase activity; oxidoreductase activity, acting on paired donors, with incorporation or reduction of molecular oxygen; heme binding. NCBI's taxonomy places the organism in Eukaryota, Fungi, Ascomycota, Dothideomycetes, Pleosporales, Didymosphaeriaceae. The record is from RefSeq and is a predicted model, not a curated record.